AUGACUAAGGAAAAUGAAAAUGAGGAUAAUUGUUCUGUUAAGUCAAACAUGACGAUCGAAGGGGAAGAAGGUAUUAACCUAACUGAGUUCAUGAGUCCACAACAGAGCAACAUGGAAGGAGUAACAUAUGAAGGAGUAAGUCAGGAAAAUAGAAAUGAGGAUGCCACAGAAGGUGAUCCAAAAGAUGAUGAAGAUGAUAAUGUCCCAGAUGUUGAAUAUGACAAUGUCCCAGAUGUUGAAUAUGACAAUGUCCCAGAUGUGAAAGGAAAACCAAUGUUUAAUGAAGACAUAUCUUGGAAGAAGCAGUUGCCAAUUCUAUAUAUGAGGGGAUAA
This is a messenger RNA of Lactuca virosa, 333 nucleotides long. The record is from the annotation of a GenBank genome assembly. Lineage: Eukaryota; Viridiplantae; Streptophyta; Magnoliopsida; Asterales; Asteraceae.